Messenger RNA from Fulvia fulva, 921 nucleotides. Its product is annotated as Methyltransferase pytC. The coding region runs from base 1 to 921 and encodes 306 amino acids. The record is from RefSeq and is a predicted model, not a curated record. NCBI's taxonomy places the organism in Eukaryota, Fungi, Ascomycota, Dothideomycetes, Mycosphaerellales, Mycosphaerellaceae. The transcript is spliced from 2 exons.
AUGACCACUACAGCUCGCAGCGACUUCGCUCAAAAGCCAGCAAUGAACUCCGACAAAGAAGAGAGAGCAUAUCAUGACGAUGCAGGGUCCAACUAUAUUUUGCCCAAAGAUGCAAAAGAACACGUCCGACUCGAAGACCAAGCCCGAGCCCUGGAGACUGUGAUGAGCGGCAAUAUUUUUCAUGCUCCGGUCAACGAAGCGAAGGUGACCAAGGUGCUCGAUAUCGGAUGCGGUACAGGCUACGUGACCGAUAAGCUUGCCCGCAGGUUCCCAAAAGCAGAAGUGUAUGGCCUCGACCUAUCGCCAGUGCCAACGCUGAGAGAACAGCGUGCGAACGUUCAGUACCUUCGAGGCAACGUCUUGACACAGCAGCCUACGCUCUGGACUGGAUCUGCCGGACCUGUUCUUGACCAAGAUGAAGCGGUCUUUGACUACAUCUUCAGUCGUCUACUCAUCGCUGGCAUGACCGACUGGCAUGGGCUGCUCAAGAAAGAGUUCGCUAUGCUGGAUUCUGGUGGAUACCUUGAGCACCAUGAGGUCGAUUUUACCAUUUUCGGUGCCGGUGGAAAGGUGGCUCACGAUGGCCCACUGGAAAUCAUCAAGGCCCUAGGUAUAGAGCAGCAUGCAGGCACGAAGAUGAGGGACUGGUUCGAAGAUGCCGGCUUUGUCGAUGUCGUGGUUCACAAAUACCAACUAUCUUUUGGUGGGGCCCAUGAAACGGAUCCUGCCAUGAAGGAAGUCGGCGAAUUCUGGUAUCGGGACAUGCGUGAGGCCUUUGAAGCAAGUAUGUAUGGCGCUGCACAAAGACUUGGCAAGCCGAUAGAGGAGGCUCAGGCAGAGAUUGAUAAGUAUCAUGCUUUGGUCAAGCCCGACGUCGGCAAUUAUACCAUGAUGUAUGCCGUGUAUGGGAGGAAGCCGUAG